Messenger RNA from Lucilia cuprina (Australian sheep blowfly), 2376 nucleotides. It is a transcript of the gene mRRF2, whose product is annotated as ribosome-releasing factor 2, mitochondrial. Bases 70 to 2289 code for a protein of 739 amino acids. The record is from RefSeq and is a predicted model, not a curated record. The transcript is spliced from 7 exons. NCBI's taxonomy places the organism in Eukaryota, Metazoa, Arthropoda, Insecta, Diptera, Calliphoridae. Gene Ontology annotation, molecular function: GTPase activity; GTP binding; translation elongation factor activity. Gene Ontology annotation, biological process: mitochondrial translation; ribosome disassembly. Gene Ontology annotation, cellular component: mitochondrion.
UACACUUAACCAACAUUGUUAAACAAUUUAUGAUAAAAUAGUUUUUUUAAGCUAAAAUAUACAAUUAUUAUGACUUUUUUAAGAACUUUAUUACUUAAAACUAAUAGAAAAUGUUUAAUUAAUCACAGACGUUACUUUAGCAGUAAGGAUAUACGCAAUAUAGGCAUAUUAGCCCACAUAGAUGCCGGUAAAACUACCACUACCGAACGCAUGCUCUUCUAUUCGGGCAAAACAAGAUCUUUGGGUGAGGUCCAUAGGGGUAACACAGUAACAGAUUAUCUCUCACAGGAAAGGGAACGUGGAAUAACAAUAUGUAGUUCAGCGGUAACAUUUCCUUGGAAAGAUAAAAAAUUCAAUUUAUUAGAUACUCCCGGUCAUAUAGAUUUUACCAUGGAAGUGGAGCAGUCUCUUUAUGCUGUGGAUGGUGUUGUUGUAGUUUUGGAUGGUACGGCGGGCGUUGAGGCUCAAACUGUUACUGUAUGGUCUCAGGCGGAAAAACAUCGUUUACCCAAAAUAAGUUUUGUCAAUAAAAUGGAUCGUCCUGAUGCUGAUUUUGUGAAAUGUGUUAAGGAUUUGUCGGCAAAGUUGGAUGCUAAACCUAUAUGUAUACAAUAUCCUCAUAAAGAUGAUAAGGGAAAUUUGUCUGUUUUUGAUAUUAUACGUCUGGAACACAUUAUCUGGGAUGCUAAAAGUUUGGGACGUAAUUACAAAUCGGAACCAGUAAGUGAUGAAAGUCUUUUAUUAGAACUGCAAGAUAAACGAAAUGCCCUGAUAGAUGAACUCUCCGGUAUUGACGACAAUCUGGCCGAUAUUGUUAUCAGCAGUGAGGGCUUUGAUAAGAUAACAAAUGAAAUGAUUUAUUCUGCUUUAAGACAAGCCACCUGCCAACAAAAAAUUGUUCCAGUACUGCUGGGUUCGGCCUAUAAAAACGUAGGCAUACAAAAGUUAAUGGAUGCUAUUGUAGAUUAUUUACCUCAUCCUCAGGAACGCAAUCAACUAUAUGAUUGUUUUGAAAAAGAUUUUGUGGGUAAAGUCUUCAAAAUUUUUCACGAUAAACAAAGAGGUCCCUUGACAUUGGUGCGUGUUUUAAGAGGUAAUAUGACUAAAAGUAUGCGUUUAACAUCUACCAGAGCUCAAGCGGAAACUGUGGGUAAAAUCUAUGAACCCUUGGCAGAUGAGUACAGAGAAAUAUCUUCGGUAGAAGCAGGAGAUGUAGCCAUAUGUUCGGGAUUAAAGCACACUGUCACCGGAGAUUUACUGGUAACUAGCACAACAUCUUUAAAAAAUGCCCAAAAACGUUUGAAAAAACAAUUGGGAACACAACAAUCGAUUGAAACAACUGCAUCGGAAGAAGAUAUUGAAACAGAUUUAAUUAAUGAAAUAUUUUCUCUAGAACCACAAAUACCCGAUGCUGUAUAUUUCUGUUCCAUAGAACCACCCAGUGUUUCGUAUCAAAAUGCCAUGGAAUUAGCCUUAAAACAGUUACAACGAGAAGAUCCCAGUUUGCGUGUUUCCCAUGAUACGGUGACGGGACAAACGGUUCUAGGCGGUAUGGGUGAAUUACAUAUGGAUAUAAUAAAAUCUCGUAUUUUAAGUGAAUAUAAAAUCGAAGUGGAUUUGGGUCCUUUGCAAAUAGCAUAUAAAGAAACUAUUGCCGAACCGGCUGUUAAGACAUUUAGUAUUGAGAAAGAAAUAGCUGGUUCCAAACAAAGUGUCUCUAUUACCUUGGAACUGGUGAAAGAUAAUAAGGAGCUAUUUAGUCUGUAUAAAACAUCAGAUACUACAAAUAAUUUACAGGCAUUAAGGCCGCGUACUUUGCAGGUUAUACGUAAGGGAUGUAUUUCGGCCUUGGAAAGGGGUCCCAAAGUCGGUGGUCAAGUGGUGGAAACACAAAUAAGACUACAUAGUGUGACUAUAGGUCGCGGCACAGCGGAUUCAUUUUUAAUGGCUGCAGCUGCUCAAUGUGUGCAAAAGAUUCUAUCCGAAAAUGAAACACGCCUCUUAGAACCCAUUAUGGCCAUACAAAUUGUAAUACCAAGCGAUAGAACUUCUAGCAUAUUAUCCGACUUGGCACGUCGUAGAGCCGUUAUCAAUGAUGUUCUACCCAAAGGCGAUAAAAAUAAACUAAUCCUUGUUAAUGCUCCUUUAGCUGAAUUAUCAAAUUAUUCUAGUAUUUUAAGAACUAUAAGUUCUGGCACAGCCAGUAUGACCAUGCAACCUUGUGGAUUUUCCCUAAUGCAAAGCAACGAUGAGGAUCAAGCCAUAAGAAGAGCUCAGGGUUUUGAAUAGUUUUAAGUAAAACAUCAAAAACUACAUUAAGUUACAACUCUGCUGACUGCAACUGUGCUCCACCUUGUUUUUCGAAAUAAAAUUAAA